This is a messenger RNA of Thalassophryne amazonica, 1075 nucleotides long. Its product is annotated as centrosomal protein cep57l1-like. Lineage: Eukaryota; Metazoa; Chordata; Actinopteri; Batrachoidiformes; Batrachoididae. Gene Ontology annotation, cellular component: centrosome. The transcript is spliced from 6 exons. The record is from RefSeq and is a predicted model, not a curated record. Gene Ontology annotation, molecular function: gamma-tubulin binding; identical protein binding; microtubule binding. The coding region runs from base 1 to 924 and encodes 307 amino acids.
AUGUCAGACUCAACCUUGGUUAGUGUUACUGGAAGGUAUUACCAGCCUCCAGACAUUGUACCACCAGUGCUAAAGAAGCCGGAGGUUCCUGGACCUACACAAGCCAGGACAUACAUGAAUGUAGGCACAAGCAGCAGUCUCAGGUUUCAGAACAAACCAGAUAUCGACAGCCAAGAGCUCCAGGUGAAGCUGCAGUCGGCAGAAGAUCGAUGUCACCGUCUUAAGAAGCAUCUUGACAGCGUGAACAAGAUGAUUGAAAGUGUAAAGAAGGGGAGACACGUUGUGUUUGAAGAACAGGAAACGUCAAAACCUCAGCAGUCGGCACCACUGAAGGAGCUUCUGUGCAAAAAAAUUCCUUUUGUUGUAGGAACAUCAACAGGCCCCAGUUAUUCAGUAUAUGCCAACCUACAAAGUGUGCUGCACAUGAUGAAGCAUCACCAUCCCCAGCUGUGCAACCAAAAGCGUGAGCAGCAAAGAGCUGGCUCUGGGGCCAAGAGAAGCAUGAAAAAGAGCUUCUCACCCGACAGCAGGUCUGAGCUACCAGCUGAGUACCUGAGCAUGAUUUCAGACCUGCUCCUGCUUCUGCAAGAUGAGCUUGGGAUCAUGAGCUUUGAGCAAAUGGACUUGAUGCAGAGAUUAGAUGCAGCCAAACAACCGGAGCACAGGCUGGACCUGCAGAGGUUGCUGGAAAAUGUGGAUGCACGGAUCGAAGAGAAGGCCGCACAAAUCAUUCAAGUCCGCCAACACCAGCAGGCGGUCCAGAGGUUGACCACGGACAUUCGGCACACAGAUGAGGCAGCAAUGAUCAGGCCUCCAACUCCAACACCCGUCAUCGUCACCCCGCAGACGAAGAGACACCGACGUCUCAAAGGGACUCAGAAGACAAGAAACUAUCUGAAGGAGAAAGACUGUCGUUGGGAGUGAUGUUGAGCUUUAAUUCAAAGGGUUUGACAAAAUUGUAGCAUUUAAAAAAAAACAGCCAUUUAUUUACAGUUACUGGACAAAGUAACUGGACAAACUAUGAAUAUUGUUGAUAGGAUUAAAGGAUUCAAAAGGAGUUUAUUGUCAUAUGCAC